This is a messenger RNA of Pygocentrus nattereri (red-bellied piranha), 905 nucleotides long. It is a transcript of the gene acot13, whose product is annotated as acyl-CoA thioesterase 13. The transcript has 3 exons. Bases 82 to 507 code for a protein of 141 amino acids. The record is from RefSeq and is a predicted model, not a curated record. Gene Ontology annotation, molecular function: fatty acyl-CoA hydrolase activity. Lineage: Eukaryota; Metazoa; Chordata; Actinopteri; Characiformes; Serrasalmidae.
UAAAAGACAAGUUCCUGGGCAUUUUUGUGACCUUUUAUCUUGUCAAGGUUCGUUUGCUGUCUGUUAUAAAGAAAAGCUGCAAUGGCUUCGUUGUCUUUAAACUCGCUGAAGCAGGUCUUGCGGGCCAUGGUGGACAGUCCUGGGUUUGACCGCGUUUUGAAAAAGGUUGAAAUCGUGUCAGCUAGUCCUGGUAAGGUGGUCUGCGAGAUGAAGGUGGCAGAGGAGCACACAAACCGAUUAGGGACGCUGCACGGAGGCCUGACUGCCACUCUGGUUGAUGUUAUUUCCACAACUGCCAUUAUGUACAGCGAGAGAGGCGCCCCGGGAGUUAGUGUUGACAUGAACAUCACGUACAUGAACGCAGCCAAACUUGGUGAAGACGUCUUGAUCACCGCCCAGGUUUUAAAGGAAGGAAGAACUCUGGCAUUCGCUACUGUGGAUCUCAUAAACAAAACUACCGGAAAAAUAAUCGCUCAGGGACGGCACACAAAGCACCUUGGCAGCUGAUGGACCUUGCACAAAGGUCAUAAAAAACAAUGGAACUCGUGUAAAGUUAUGCUGCACAUAUGUAAAGUAUAAUAAAAGCACCAGCACAAGAUUUCUUUGUUUGGACUGUAUUGGGAUAUGUUUAGCAGUGUUGUUGAACAGAAUGAGCAAGUCAUGAACAUAGCAAACGCCUUUCAGAGGAACCCAUGAGAUUUACAGUGGAAGGGAUGGUUAGAUUUAUGCUUUAUUAUCCAACAAAGUUGGCUUACAGAUACCACGGUCCAAGCUCUGAGAUUCUAAGUACUCAUAAAGGGGGUUGUCAAAGAAGCAAACAAAGUUUAAUGAUGCAUUUCAAUUUUCCACAAAAUUAUUUUGUUAGGUACAUGAACUUAAGCAUUAGUUUCCCCGCUGAAUAUCCA